Molecule: messenger RNA, 3103 nt
Organism: Pygocentrus nattereri (red-bellied piranha)
Lineage: Eukaryota; Metazoa; Chordata; Actinopteri; Characiformes; Serrasalmidae
Gene: rnd3a
Product: Rho family GTPase 3a
Exons: 5
Coding region: 128-859 (243 amino acids)
Biological process (GO): small GTPase-mediated signal transduction
Molecular function (GO): GTPase activity; GTP binding
Source: RefSeq, a predicted model, not a curated record
GUUAUUGCGCGAGUUUGGAAUUUCAGUGAGUAACGGUUGAGUCGCGAGAGGAAACCGUUGAAGAGGCUUUUGCUGUUGCUUCACAGACCCAGCGCUUCUGCGAAGGACUCUGACUACGAGAUACUCAAUGAAGGAGAGAAGGUCCUGCCAGAAACUCUCACUUCAGCCCGGAAUGGACCCGAGUCAGAGUGUGAAAUGCAAGAUAGUGGUCGUGGGGGACAGCCAGUGCGGGAAGACCGCUUUACUUCACGUUUUCGCGAAGGACUGUUUCCCAGAGAAUUACGUCCCCACCGUAUUUGAGAAUUACACCGCAAGUUUUGAGAUUGACACCCAAAGAAUUGAGCUCAGUCUGUGGGAUACAUCAGGCUCUCCAUACUAUGAUAAUGUACGACCACUCUCCUACCCUGAUUCGGAUGCUGUCAUCAUCUGCUUCGACAUCAGCCGCCCAGAGACCCUGGACAGUGUCCUCAAAAAGUGGAAAGGCGAGAUCCAGGAAUUCUGCCCUAACACGAAGAUGCUGCUUGUUGGCUGCAAAUCAGACCUGAGAACAGACCUCACUACAUUAGUGGAGUUGUCCAAUCACAGACAGACUCCAGUGUCAUAUGAUCAGGGUUCUGCGAUGGCUAAGCAGAUUUCGGCUCCAUACAUCGAAUGUUCUGCGCUGCAGUCAGAGAACAGCGUUCGGGACAUUUUCCAUGUGGCGACGCUUGCCUGCGUCAACAAGAACAACAAAAACAUAAAACGCAACAAAUCUGCACGCUCCAAUAAGCGCAUCUCGCACAUGCCCAGUAGGCCAGACUUGGCUGCGGUGGCAACGGACCUACGGAAGGACAAAGCAAAGAGUUGCACGGUCAUGUGACUCAAUCUGAAGGAAGAUAUUCUGGGAAUUGCAGGGGGAGAAUAGAGGGAGGAAGGGAAAUUGUGCAUAUCCCUCCGUCCAUACACAUUGAGUAAAGAAAAGAGAAAGAAGAGGAGGGGAAAAAGGGGAGGAGAGAGGGACACUGCACACAAAGUCCCUUCUUCCUCUCUUGGUUAGUGAUUCCAUAUGCAUCAUUUCACUUCCUGUAGCAUAAGUGCUGACAGCUAUUGGAAGCAGUUUUAAUGCCAAGCCCUACCCACUCCCCUAACUUUAUCCAUUCAGCAAGAGGAAGCCCCUCCCUCUCAACCAAUGGAAGGCCUUGCUUCCGGCUUCUGGAAGCGACACGACUUCCUUUCAGAACGGUUAUGACAGGGUGGCAAGCUGGAAUCUGUGGCCUCAGCAGGAAAUAUGAAGAGGAACUGGUGCCACAAGCAUCAAAUAUAGGAUUUAGCAUAUCUGUCUUUGUUUUUGUUUGUUUUUUUUUCCAUUUGAAUGAGAAGAUCACCAGGCUGGUGUAUAAAUCUUCAUAACGGGGGAGAGAGAGACAGAGUGAGAGAAGACAGGACUGGGAACAGAAAAAGAGCAAGUGGGAAUGAUGAGUAAAUUCUUGAACUGGUGUAUUGCAGACAAACGAAACUUUUACUUCUCUUUAAGCCACAAAUAACAUGAAGAAGCGAAACGACAGCCCAAUCACUGUGGUUUUGAAUCACUUCCCUUUCUGUGAGGCUAUUUGUCCAUAGCUGCUUGUCCAAUUGUUUAUUUAAGUUUAUAGCUGAGCUCAGCUAAAAUUCUGUAGUGUUCCAUUGUCACCAUGGAUGCACAAUCCUUCGAUUAGUCUUUACUUAUAUUCCGACCAAACAGCAAAUCACGCUCCCUGAGGGUUAUCUUUUAACCAAAGAAGAAUUUGUGUGGUUGAGUCCUGUGACUUGCCACUGCAUCAGAUUGAGAUGGACGUACAGUGGAGCUCGUGUCUCAGUAAAGAUGUGUAACGAGACCACAUGAUCUACGGCAUUGACUGGGUGUGGCAAAACAGAGGUUGCUUUGAGCUUUCAGUUAACCCUUAGAAGUCGGGUUAUUGCCACUGACCGCAAAUGAGGAAAUUCUGUCAAAUGUGUAGAUUCUAAACUUUUAAUCAAUGCCACGUGUGCUUAUACGUGGAAGAGAUGUAAUGAUUUGCCUUUGCUAAGACGUUAUUGUUGUGUACAGCCUUUACAUUCUUGCCAUGUGGAUAAUUUGUUGAAUUUGAAGAAUUUGGAAGUCCAGACUUGAAUCUGUCGAGAUUGAAUGUAAGUGUAAUUCUUUGCAUAACUAUGUAAUUUAUCAUUAAAUCGCAUUGGAAAAUGACAAUAACUUGACUUCUAUGGGUUAACUUGCAUCAUAGGUUUAACUGCGUUAUCUAAUUACUGCUGUUUUGGUUUAAUUAUAACUCCUAACUAGCAGCUAUUAAAGAACUGUGCUAAUAAUAAUGAUGCUGAUAUCUUAAGUGAAUUGGCCCAAAAGCUCAUUAGUCAAAGGCAUUUUCUACACCAUUCAUGUGCUUUGUCUCUGAUCUUACUUGUCCCUUAUGCGACAGGCUUACUGUCAUGUAAUGUGUAUUGUGAGAAGCUACAUUUAAAGCUUAAUCCCAGAGUAUUUGUUGAAUGUUUUUCUUUGUAUGCGCAGUCUGAGAGGGGCAAUAGCCUUGAGUCAGGGCAAAGAGCUGCACAGUCAAGUGAACGAAUCUGAAGGCUUCUUCUAAACUAUGCAGUUUGUUUCCUUAUGUGAGAGAGAGAGAGAAUGUGGACGUCAAUGGGUGAAGGACACAGUGGUGAGAGAACCAGGCGAAAGAUGCAUUUCUCUAAUCAGUGCCACAGAAAGAGGCACUACCCUCAGCGCAAAGGUGAUGCUUGGAAAUCUUAGGCUGACAUGCCAUUGUGUGCGUAGCAGGUCAGUGAUUGCACUUUGAGGUCCAUCUUAAAAAAAGAAACAAAAUAGACAGCUUCUCUUAUCUUCUGUUCUCUUUCUAACAGAUUCCUUUAGACAGUUUCUUCCACUAUGAUCUGGUAUUCACAUAGGCAGUAUUACCACGUUUCACUUUUCCUAAGUGUUAGUGCAAGAGUAUGUGUAGGUGAUGAAAGUUGCUUCAUAAGUAGGCAAUCUUGUUUUAUUUUAUUAAAAUCUGUAUGUUUGUUCUGUUUGUCGACAUAAUAUUUAUUGAAUUGUUCCCUUUUGCCCUCCUAAUAAAUGUAGAAUCAAAAGAAUCUC